Molecule: messenger RNA, 291 nt
Organism: Phytophthora sojae
Lineage: Eukaryota; Oomycota; Peronosporomycetes; Peronosporales; Peronosporaceae
Exons: 1
Source: RefSeq, a predicted model, not a curated record
GGCAUUGUGCACGGCAUCGCAGGGCCCGGUGGCAUCCUUGGCGUGCUACCAGCGGUGGGGCUGCACGACACGGUCAAGUCGUGCACAUACCUGGGCUCCUUUUGUAUCACGUCCAUCGCGACGAUGGGCAUUUUCGCCGCGGUGUACGGUGAAGCUACGGGCCGGCUUGGCGAACGUUCGGAGCUGCUGGCCUUCCGCAUAUCUAUCUUCUCGUCCAUGCUCUCGGUAAUCGUGGGUGUUCUCUGGUUAGUGCUAGCUGCCAUCGGCAAGCUUCAGGAGGUCUUCGGCUGA